Rhodotorula graminis WP1 is the source of this 1095-nucleotide messenger RNA. RefSeq lists its product as uncharacterized. The coding region runs from base 1 to 1095 and encodes 364 amino acids. Gene Ontology annotation, cellular component: fungal-type vacuole; plasma membrane. The record is from RefSeq and is a predicted model, not a curated record. Lineage: Eukaryota; Fungi; Basidiomycota; Microbotryomycetes; Sporidiobolales; Sporidiobolaceae. The transcript is spliced from 10 exons.
AUGAGCUACAUGCCGUACGACUGGCCGACGAGCGCAAAGGACGCCGUUCCGUGCAACGCGACGCUCGUCGCGCUCGUCGAGUCGGCGGUCGGGCUCACGGUCCAGCAGAUCUCGUUCGAGCAGUGUGUCGCCGCCGUCAACUGCCAGUACACGAGCACCAAUUCGACCCUCAAGAGCGAAGCCCGACACGUCUGGGAGGUCGCCAACGCGUUCGGCUACACGCCUUCUGCGAUCUUCGCCAUCGUCGCCAUCCUCAUCUUUGCCGUGUCGAGCUCGUUUCACCUGUACCAGACCAUCAAGAGUCGCAGGUGGUGGUGCCUUGCGGUCGUCCUCGGCGGCGCGCUCCAGGUCUUUGGCUGGGUUGAGCGCUACAUGGCGUCGCAGAACCUCAGGGUCGGCUACGUGAUCCAGCUCGCCGUCCUCACCAUCGCGCCCACGUUCUUCUCGGCCGCCAUCUACGCCCUCUUCGGCAUGACGGCCGCCGUCCAGGACGCGAGCCUUCUUCCUCGGUGGACGCCGCGCGCGUACUUCAAGACGUUCACCAUCGUCGAUUUCGUGACGCUCCUCGUACAAGCCGCAGGUGGAGCUCUCGCGGCGACGGUGGACGGCAACACGCCCUUCGAGAUCGGCUGCAACAUCAUGCUGGCCGGCAUCAUCCUCCAGCUCGUGACGACGGUCGUCUUCCUCGUCGUCUUUGGGCUCUACUUUCGCCGGCUCGCUCUCGUGCACCCGGAUCGACACGUCCUUCGUCUCAAGUCGAGGACCGGCCUCGUCUUUUGGGGCACGCUCGUCAUGGCCGCCCUCAUCCUCGUGCGAGGCGGCUUCCGCACCGCCGAGCUCGCCGAAGGCCUCUACAGCGGACUGUCUCGAACUCAAACCGCCAUCAUCCUCCUCGACGCGGUCCCCAUGAUGACCGUCAUCCUCCUUCUCAACGUCACCCACCCUCUCUACACCGUCGACCCGCUCGUCAACCGUUACCGGAGCACGCCGACCGAUGAACGUGGGUCGCCGAUCCAGCUGGGCCUGAUGAGCAGGAUCGAGAGUGCGGACAAGUGGCAGGGCGCGAGCUCGCGCGUCGACCGGUCGUCGGUCUGA